Messenger RNA from Haliotis rufescens (red abalone), 1497 nucleotides. RefSeq lists its product as uncharacterized. Gene Ontology annotation, biological process: DNA catabolic process. Lineage: Eukaryota; Metazoa; Mollusca; Gastropoda; Lepetellida; Haliotidae. The transcript is spliced from 5 exons. Gene Ontology annotation, molecular function: 3'-5'-DNA exonuclease activity; nucleic acid binding. Gene Ontology annotation, cellular component: cytoplasm. The record is from RefSeq and is a predicted model, not a curated record. Bases 1 to 1497 code for a protein of 498 amino acids.
AUGCACAUUCAGAAAUGUCUCAAAUAUGCAUUCGCCAAAAACCAAGGGAACAAGGAAGGACUGGAGAAAAAUCUCAAAGCGUUGAUUCCUCAUCAAUUUGGAGAUCACAGUUUAUGUUUUCCCAGAUUCUGUGGCUUCAGACGUACAUCAUCAAAUGAGAAGUAUACUCAUACAAGUUUACCCUACAAAGCAGCUCUCAAAGAUGAUGAACUACAGUCAAAGCUGAAAAAACUGUUCAACCCAGUUAUUACUAAUGCUGAACAAUAUGCUGAUUUAGGCUCCAGUCAACAGUGCGAACAUGCAAAUCGCAAAGUCACAUUGAUGGCACCAAAAUCUUUGCAUUAUGGAAAUUCAGAGUCCCUGGACUUUCGUGUUGCAGCAACAACAGCCUUUAUUAAUGAAGGACGAAGCUAUGUGUCUGAGACUUUCAAAGCAGGGUUACAGUUCCAGUGUUGUAAGUUUGUUUUGUAUUUUUCAGUCAACAUUGCAGCAGGAAUUUCUCCCGGGACAUUUUCUGUAAAAUAUGCUGCUAAGCAAAUGAAGCGCAGAAAACGUGUACAACUAAAAUCCCAAUUACCCUCAACAAAAAGAAGACGUGUUACCCUGAAGCAGGAACGUGUAAUCGCACAGGGAGCCAAUGAAGUGUUAGAAGGGACCACUUAUGAGUCAGGUAUUGGGCAUACCACUAAUGUAGAUGUUGAGCAGUUACCUGAAGCAGUACCCCGUGGGAAAUUCGCGACUGUAUCAGCUGGCAGAGAAGCUACGGUUAUUACAUUUGACUUGGAGACAACAGACCUAAUACGUGGAGGAAAAAUGCCACAUAUCACACAGAUUGCAGCUUCAGAUAUGGAAACAGGAAAGGGAUUCUCAACCUAUGUACUUCCAAAAGUACCAAUCUCAACUACAGCUCAACAGGUUACUGGUAUCAUAGUUAAUAAUAGUGGUACAAUGACGGUCAAUGGGAAACAAGUUCAGCCUGAAACUGUUCAGUUUGCAGUUGACAAGUUUUGUAAAUGGCUCAGUGGGUUUCCCAAUGUAUUCCUUGUAGCGCACAAUGGAAGAAGAUUUGAUUUUCCUGUAUUUUCAUCUGCAUUGAUCAACAUCAAGUGUGAAGCACAAUUUUUCAACUGUGUAUCAGGUCUUAUUGAUAGCCUACCUGUCUUCAAGAAGGCCUUUCCUGGACAAUCGUCAUACAAGCAAGAAGAAUUAGCCAAGACCUUUUUGCACUCAUCAUAUGAAGCACACGAUGCCAUAGAAGAUGUAAAGGUCCUUGGUAAGCUUGUAUCUCACACAAAGAGGAAAAUUCAGGAACUUGCUAGGUUCAGUUUCCCACCAUCAGCAGGCCACAAUCUACUUCUCUUCAACAAAGAAAAGGCCAAACAUAUCAAAACACUCCAUUCUCUCUUAGCCCAAGGUGUCAUGAAAAUGUCAAUUGCCGAGAAAAUUGCCGGAUCAGGACUGAAUCUGGGUCACCUGCGCAAAACAAUUUCAGCGUGA